Messenger RNA from Trichoplusia ni (cabbage looper), 2745 nucleotides. RefSeq names its product transforming acidic coiled-coil-containing protein 2-like. Gene Ontology annotation, biological process: mitotic spindle organization; cell population proliferation; cerebral cortex development. The transcript has a single exon. The record is from RefSeq and is a predicted model, not a curated record. Bases 174 to 1760 code for a protein of 528 amino acids. Gene Ontology annotation, cellular component: cytoplasm. NCBI's taxonomy places the organism in Eukaryota, Metazoa, Arthropoda, Insecta, Lepidoptera, Noctuidae.
CAGAUACAUUCAAAACUUAAAUAACCGUUGUUCUCGUUGAGCCAAGAAUAAAUUUUGCUUCUUUCUAUUUUGUUUUUUGUGGACCUACAAGUUUUAAUAAUAGUCGAAAAGAACCUGUAACUUUCAGGCGGUGUGUUUUAUUACUGUAUUGUAAAUCAAUAUAAGGAAAGCGAAUGUUUUCGACUUAUAUAUUGAGCGAUUCUCCGUUUACUCCAAAUGAUAAAGGCAUAAAAACCAUUUACAAGAAAUUUCAAAAUUUUUUGGGCCGUGGUUCGGAAGUCACUGGUGGUAAAACCAAUGAAGAAAUGUUGACUUCCAGAGGCAAUUCAGCUGCUCCUUCUGAAGAUAGUUUUAUAACACCAGUUUCAUCGGUCGGCGAUCUGAUGGCUAUGUCACCGAAACGUAUGACUGACAUGUUGGAGCAGAGGAACGAAACGAGUGAUCUUCUUACCGGGUCGGACUUUGAUAGCAUCUGUGAUGUAACUAUGAAAGAGGUGCCGACAUCUGACGACAUGUUCAUUGAUGCCAAUAGCUUAGAUUAUCUCGUCAAAUGCGCUGAAUCUAAUCGCACCCACAGCCACAUAGAUCGCGGCAAGGAAAGUUUAUUUGUGAAAUUCGAUCCUCUGUACGCACGUCAGAAGCUGGAUGAUGCUCACUCUGUUAAUACUGAUUCAGUAGUCGAUUCUUUGGAGUGUGAUGUGGGUUAUGAAACGGGAAGUGCAGUGUCAGUUUUCACGGAUAACAAUGUUGUUGCGCCGAAGCAUUCCAUGUCGACUGGCUCCAUGCCUUCCAUGAGUCAAAAAGAGAAGCCCAUGCAAGUUGUACCACCUGUUGUUAACAGUGGUAUGCCUAAAUCCAGUGCUGCCCAUGUUAGAUCUACACCAGGCCUCAUGCGCAGUGUCUCUGCUAUUCUGACUCCAACUCGGGUGGCUACUGAGAGACUGGUCAGCAUAUCAGGUAACACUCCACCAACUGCAGCACCUAGGAGCCCUCGAGCAUACAAUAAUUUCUCGUCACAGGAAGUAGACCACUUACAUACUCUAAGGGGUAUUAUUCAAAAACAAGAACAGGAAGUGUUCCAGCUUAGACAUCAGAACAGAGAGCUGAGGAACAACCUGCAGGAUGUAGAGCACAAAUAUGCAAGAAUAACAGAAGACUUAGAAACGAAAGUAAAAAAGUUGACUGAUGAAAGGGACCACUCUCGUGAAAAAGAAAACAAAUUGCUCCAACAGAUAAAUGACAAGACCAUUAGAAAUAAACAAAUGAGUAUUGUCAUGGAGGAAUAUGAGAAGACCAUAUCUUCAUUAAUUGAGGAACAGCAACGGGAUAAAAUAAUCCAUCAGGAAACUUUAGAAAAAGUUACAGCAGAAAGAGAUGAGGCCUUAAACCAUCUGAACAGUAUGGAGAGUUCUUUCAAUGAUCUGCUCAGCAAGUAUGAGAAAUGUAAGAGUGUGAUAUUAGAAACAAAAGAUAGAGAGAAAAUGUAUCAACAGAAAAUUACUGAGUAUCAAGAUGGUGUGAAGAAGUAUGAAGAAUUGUAUGGGAAUCUGAAACAGGUAACGUCUGAGGCUUUGACUCAAGCAAACGAAACACUAGACAACCUCAAGAAGAACUACACUAUUGAAGUUACAAAAUUAAAUGCUACAGUCAAGAAGCAUGAAGUAACAAUAGCUUCUUUACAGGAGUCUUUGAGUCAGAAAACCAGAGACAAUGAGGAACUAAUGAGGUUGUAUGAUCAACUCAUUAGUGAAGUACAUUGAGGUGUUUGAGUAUCCUUGUCAUUUGGUGCUUUUAUUUUCCAUGCUUGUCUUUCGAGGGCUGUUUUCUAUGACUUCUCUGUGAUGAAUCUCAUUUUAUAUGUUAAAUUGUAGUAUUAGUAUUAUUUAUUAGUAUGAGCUUUUAUGACAUUUGUUUAUGUAAAAUUUGUAAUUAAGUUUCUCUUGUUAGUAAUGUUUAUGACAAUUUUGAUUCAAACUUUUCUUAACAUUGGGUAACAUUGUGUUUUUGUUUGACAUGUUAAAUUACUAUUCAUUUUAUGAAAUUGUUGACCUUAAAAUAACUAACAGCAACUUAAUUUAUUGGACCUUGAUGUAUAUUUUGAUUUUAAAACUGAUGCUAACUUUAACAUUUUGAUUGAUCUUAUUGAAAGUAUUACUAAUUACUAACAUAUUAUGUUUAUAAAAACAUCAAAUAAUUGCAUUUGAUACUUUCAUGGCAGCUUUUAUAAUAUACUAGUUUAGCAAUUAAUAAUUUAAAUUAAUACCAGUUAACUAUUGUUGUGCCUUAUAGAAAUAAAUCAUGUUUUUUACAAAUAAUUAUGAUGAAACUGUAUAAACUAGACUUGGUGUCUAUUGCCAUGUAAAAUAUUUCAUAGUUUCAUACCACCUGUAUAAAUAAAUACACUUUUAACUAAUAUUGUAGUAGCUAUAAAGCAUUUGAUAUGAUGGAGAGUGAAGGGUAUUAAAAAUUUGUUAGUGUUACAUUUUCGUUGUUAUAUUCCAUGUGGAUAGUUAGGAGGCAACUGUACAAGCAAUGUAUUUUAAACUGCAGUAGCGGCAAUACGCCCUAUCUGCCGUAGGUGUGUCUCGAACAGUAUAAGGUUUGUAAAACUUUUUAAUUAUAAAUACUUUGUGUAGCAACAGUCGAGAAUAAGUUGUAAUUUUUCUUCUUUUUAUUUUUGUGUUCUCAGCCUUCUCACACGUCUUUUGUACUUAGAUAUUUAAUAAAACAUUUAUAUAUAAAAAA